Dissoconium aciculare CBS 342.82 is the source of this 1278-nucleotide messenger RNA. RefSeq lists its product as uncharacterized. Bases 98 to 988 code for a protein of 296 amino acids. The record is from RefSeq and is a predicted model, not a curated record. NCBI's taxonomy places the organism in Eukaryota, Fungi, Ascomycota, Dothideomycetes, Mycosphaerellales, Dissoconiaceae. The transcript has a single exon.
GAGAUUCAAGAGAUCAUCAACAGGCAAACCUCCAUCAUUUCACAUUGGACUGCUACACCAUCGCAAUAUCUGUCGACCGAUCUCACAUAUCGUAAGGAUGUCACGGUCGCCAUCAGAUGCCACGCGCUUCACUGCGACCGGGCCUCACAUAGAGAGCAAGCCGACAGCACAUUCAACCUCCGGGACACCUUCAUUCACUUCCAACACAGCAGGAUCACCAUCAUUCGCGUCAUCAGCUCCACCGACCCCAGGCCGGAGAUUAAACAUUGGCAAUGCAGGACCGGUCGCAGGCGAGACGGGACAGCAGAAAAUUGCACGUCUACGAGCGGCUGCCGCGCGAGCUCGUCAAGGACAGGAGAGCUCAUUCGACCGCACUGUACGGAUAGGGCGAGUCUGGGCUGAUCGCGCACAUCGGUUCACCGCCCUGGGCCUCAUCGGUCUCACAGUCAUCACUGGUGUGGUCGCAACCGCCGGAAUCACAGACAUGCUCAUGCACAAUCGCCGGAAGAGGAACGAAUGGUUACAGGAGCAGGAGAUCAAAGCCGCACGUGAACUAGCGAUUGCGAAACGAGCAUUGUCCCUGGGCGAAGCGUCUGAAGACCAGCGAUUGUUGAUCAACCAAGAGCGGGCGAAAUUCGAGGCGCAGGAAGCGAAGAAGAACAGUCCGGGCAUCUUCAAACGUACGACAACAUGGCUCACGGGAGGCCUCUCACAAGUAGAGCAGAAAGGCGGCAAGCUAGCAAAUGCGACGGCGGAUCAGGCAGAGAGAACCGUCGCCAAAGCCCAGGCUGCUGCUCAUUCGGUAGUCGAGCAGACGAAAGCGUCAGCGAAGCAAGCACAGUCCACAGUGUCCGAUGCCGUCCAGCGGAAUGCAUCAGCUGCCGAGACGCAAUUCGUCGGUGGCCCGUUAGAUCGACAAGCACAAGCAGCUGCGAAUGCGGCCACAAAUACGACACAGGAUUGGUAUCGCUGGGUGACGAGACGAUGAGAAUGACGGAGAGGCAGCAGUGCGCAUCCAGAUGGGGAGGAGAGGACUUGGGCGAAGCAAGCUUGCAUAUAUCUCGUCAAUUUGCAGCUAUUCCCCUAUUGGCCUGUAAUAACAAUAUUGAUCAUCAAAUCGGCGCAAGAAGCGCAUGUUCAUUUAGAUGUAGAAAAAAGAGACUUAUUUCCAUGCAUACCACUGUAUAUUCCCAGCGGUGGCGGCAUUGAACGGCUUCACGGCGUCGAGGAACUCAUUCUAAUGGCUCAUCAUUUAUUACGUUUUCCACAGAUGAAGAA